Molecule: messenger RNA, 3900 nt
Organism: Mytilinidion resinicola
Lineage: Eukaryota; Fungi; Ascomycota; Dothideomycetes; Mytilinidiales; Mytilinidiaceae
Product: sodium transport ATPase
Exons: 3
Coding region: 79-3528 (1149 amino acids)
Biological process (GO): calcium ion transmembrane transport; intracellular calcium ion homeostasis
Cellular component (GO): plasma membrane
Molecular function (GO): ATP binding; ATP hydrolysis activity; P-type calcium transporter activity
Source: RefSeq, a predicted model, not a curated record
UAUACAUCGACCCCCACUGCCGCUCAUUCUUCCUCAACUCGCUCCUCGCGCUGCGAAGACAGUCUUUAUCUUUAUUGAAUGGGCGAAGAGAACUCCCAAACUGCAGCUGAGGAGUCGACUGAACCUCCUUUAUGCCGUCCCGAAGAAGCUCGAGAGAAGGAACAGACUGUGCUUGACGUACCGAAUGAAAACGUACAUAAUGCCUGGACUAACAAGCAUGUCAAAGUGUCUCAUACCCUUGAACCCGAAACCGUUGCCGGGCUAUUGGACGCCCAUCUACAACAAGGACUCACUUCGACCGAAGCUGAAUCUCGCCUUCGCGAACAUGGGCCUAACCUGCUUAAGGAAGCUAAAGGGGUUCCCGUGUGGGAAAUUCUGCUGAGACAGGUGUCGAACAGCCUGACUGUUGUUCUACUUGCGACUAUGGCCCUAAGCUUCGCCAUCAGGGAUUGGACCGAAGGCGGCGUCAUCACCGCGGUGAUUGUCCUCAAUGUUGUCGUGGGCUUCCUGCAAGACUACCGUGCCGAGAAGAACAUCGCGUCCCUGAUGGCCCUCUCUGCCCCGACAGCGACGGUCGUCCGCGAUGGACGCACUAUGAACAUCAAGGCAGAAGAUCUCGUCCCCGGUGAUGUGGUCAAACUAUCCGUCGGAGACAUCGUUCCUGCAGACCUGCGCCUCUUUGAUGGCAUAAACACGACAGCGGACGAGGCUAAUCUCACCGGCGAAUCGCUUCCAGUCUUGAAAGAUCCAAUUGCGAUAUUCGCCGAUGCAGACCUCCCUGUUGCAGAUCGCAGCAACAUGGCUUUCUCCCAGAGCACGAUGACCGCAGGGCGGGGGACAGGCAUAGUCGUUUGUACUGGUAUGGACACUGAAGUGGGAAAGAUUGCUGGCAUGCUUCAACAACAAGACGACACUCAAGAUGUGGAAAAGAAACAAAACAAAGCUAUGCAGAAAAUGAAGUCCUUCGUUCGUGGUGUCAAAAAUAUUCUCGGCCUCAAUGGAACUCCGCUUUCCGCCAGCUUAAGCAAGUUUGCACUCCUGCUGUUCGCUCUCGCAAUACUUUUGGCCGUCAUCGUCUUUUCAGCAAACUUGUGGAAAUUUCAUGGAGAGGUCGUAAUUUACGGCAUAUGUGUUGCUGUGGCCGUCAUUCCAGAAUCUCUUCUUGCGGUUCUUACUAUUACUUUGGCAGUUGGAAGCAAAGCUAUGGCUAAAGGAAAUGUCCUUACCCGAAACAUCCAGGCCUUGGAAGCUAUCGGAGGCGUCACGCACAUAUGCUCGGACAAGACUGGAACUCUUACCCAAGGGCGAAUGAUCGCGCGGCAGGCAUGGAUCCCUGGUACAGGCGUUCUCUCAAUUCACGACUCAACCAAGCCAUUCGACCCAACGAACGGAUAUGUGAAGCUGGACGACGAGGAAAUCGACAGAAUCAAUCAUGUUCCAAGCCCAGGGAUGUCCCUGCUCAUGCGAACGAUUGCUCUCUGCAAUCUAUCUUCAGUUCAAAGACCACAACCCUCAAAGAGCGUUGAAAACUCUGAUCCAGAACAAGAGCCAUUUUCUCAAACUCAAGUGGACGGAGCCGCUCCCCCUGAGAAGUCUGCGCAACCCACCCAAAACAACGAAUGGACAGCUAUUGGAGAGCCUACGGAGAUUGCUCUGCACGUUCUCGCACUACGAGUGAACAUGGGAAGGGCGGACGUCCUCAACGACGACAUGCAGCACGCAGCUGAGUUCUCCUUCGACUCCGCCGGAAAACGGAUGACUGUGGUAUAUCGAACCCCUUCCGGCAUGGAAGCUUUCACGAAAGGAGCCGUCGAAAUAAUACUACCACUUCUAGCCUGUUCGGAUCAGGAGAAGCUAGAAAUACGGUCCAUCGCUGACGAAAUGGCUGGAGAAGGCCUUCGAGUACUUUGUGCCGCCCACAGAUCACUACCCAAUGGCUUUAAUCUAUCCGAUCGUAAACGUGUCGAGGCCAUUCUUGAUCUCGUCGGUCUUGUAGGCUUGUACGAUCCGCCACGCCUUGAGACCGCUGACGCUGUCCGCCGUUGUCAGCUUGCGGGAAUCAGCGUACACAUGCUCACUGGAGAUCACAUUCGUACUGCGACUGCCAUAGCUCACGAAGUUGGAAUUUUGCCAUCCACGGUACCACUGGCGGAUCAUGGCAAGGUGAUCAUGUCUGCGGAAGCUUUCGACAAACUAUCAGAUGAUGAAAUCGAUGCCAUGGACAAUAUGCCUCUAGUGAUAGCUCGGUGCAGUCCCACUACGAAAGUCAGAGUUGUGGAGGCCAUUCACCGCAAGCAGGCUUUCUGCGUGAUGACUGGGGAUGGUGUCAAUGAUUCUCCGGCUCUGAAACGUGCAGAUGUUGGCGUCGCAAUGGGCUUGAACGGGAGCGAUGUUGCUAAACAGGCCGCGGCUAUGGUCCUCACCGAUGACAACUUUGCCUCGAUUGUCAAGGCGGUGGAGGAAGGUCGUCGACUGUUCGACAAUAUCCAGAAGUUCUUGCUGCAUCUGCUCAUCUCCAACAUCGCUCAAGUCAUACUCCUCUUGGUUGGCCUAGCUUUUCAAGAUGAUGGAAGAAAGAAAAUCAAUGGAAAGGCGGAAGAAAAAGGAAGGCAUUCCGUCUUCCCCCUUUCACCUCUGGAGAUUCUGUGGGUAAAUUUGAUCACUUCAUCGUUUCUAGCACUUGGCCUUGGCCUUGAAGAAGCUCAACCGAACAUCAUGUUCCGUCCACCUCACUCACUCCGCAUUGGAGUCUUCACCUGGGAAUUGAUCAUCGACAAGUUUAUCUACGGCACUUUCAUGGGCGUUCUCUGUCUUGCCGCGUUCACAUCCGUUGCUUACAUUCCUAUUGGAGGAAACGGAGCUGUUGGAGUUGGAGUAAACCAAACCGAUGGAGGAAACCAAACCGAUGGAGGAAACCAAACCGAUGGAGGGAACCAAACUUAUGGGGGGAACCAAACUUUUGGAGACCUCCUUGGAGAACUCCUUGGAGGAAACUACACUGUUGCAGGAAACCACACUGUUGCAACACGACUAGGUUAUGGCUGUAAUGAGGAAUGGAACGACACCUGUGAUGGUGUUUUCCGAGCGCGGUCAACUACUUACGCAACGCUCACCUUCCUCCUCCUUGCCACCGCCUGGGAGGUUAAACACUUCUCUCGGUCUUUGUUCAACCUCGACCCCAGAUCAGAGCAUGGCGGACUCUUCUCCGUAUUCCCAACCGUGUGGCGUAAUCAAUUCCUAUUUUGGGCUGUGAUCGCUGGGUUUGUCGUCGUUUUUCCGGUAAUCUACCUUCCCUUCAUUAACAAGAAUGUCUUUAAGCAUUCCCCCAUUCACGAGGAGUGGGGGGUAGUGCUUGGAUGCUUGAUCGUCUACGUCUUGUUGGUGGAGAUUUGGAAGGGAAUUAAACGCCGCUUUGGGAUUGGCAGUGGAAAGUACCGACUCUUGACCCGCGAGGACGCGGAGAGAAGAGCUGGUUUGGAGCACGUCAAGCAAGAGGGCUCUAAGGAGAACGCGGCGGACGAAGUCUAAUAAUUCCUACAUGUCUCCUCGUCACUCCCUAGGUACUUUCAGUACCGUAACGACUUCCUAAUAUUAUCAUUCAGUCUUUAUCUAGCUUUUUGUUGCUUUUGAAUGCCUAUGGUCACAGUGUGCGAUACUAUGAUGCGAUGGUUGCGAGCUUCUCAUGUUUUAUCGUCCAAGCUGUGUCUGAAGCACCACUCUCGAAAUAAGACUACUGUUCAUGUAGCUCCCACGCCUGCCUACCUCACUCGAAGAAAUCAGGCUGAAGUAUGAGCUUCCGCUGCCGUGCGCUAGAUCAUGAUCCGCUAACUGUUGGCAUAUGCGGCAUCUGCCACAGAGUUUGCGAUGGCGAGGAAUCAGGUCGUGGUGGCUAGGAAGGGC